Molecule: messenger RNA, 1311 nt
Organism: Ostertagia ostertagi
Lineage: Eukaryota; Metazoa; Nematoda; Chromadorea; Rhabditida; Trichostrongylidae
Source: the annotation of a GenBank genome assembly
AUGUUAUUCUCAUUUCAGGCCACAAAAAUGGCAUCAUUUCGCAAAGUGGUGCCGGCCUCGGCACUUUUACGACAAGGAGGAGAUGACAUGACAGAAAAGAAGAGCAGAACAGAGUAUCGAAAAGAAAAGGAUUUGGAGGAAGAGCGUAAAGCCGGAACAGCGCCGGCUAUGGUCGACGUGCAAACUGGACGAGAUAUUAAUCCGCACAUUCCCCAGUUUAUUUCUCAGAAUCCCUGGUAUGUGCCCAGUGAAGGACCAACACUGCAGCUUGACGCUUCCAUGCAUAUUUGCAGCAUCAAAGGCCUCAUGCGGAACGGCAGAAGGAUAUGGCUACCAUCGACAAAUGGUACAAGAAAGGUACCACUGGAAAGGCUGCCACUAAGUUCCGGAAAGGAGCUUGCGAAAAUUGUGGUGCUAUGGGCCAUAUCAAGCGCGACUGCUUCGAACGUCCAAGAAAACUGGGUGCAGCGUAAGUUUGUUUUCUUUUUAUAUGUCGGUUUCGUCCUUAUUGCCGAAUCCUCCCGUUAUUAUUUAUUCCUUUUCUCAUUGAACUUGCAGGUUCGAAAUUUGAGAAUUCGUGAAGAUACUGCCAAAUAUCUCUUCAACCUGGCUGAAAAUUCACCUUAUUACGAUCCCAAAUCCCGAUCGAUGCGAGAAAAUCCGUUUGCUAAUGUGCAGGGAAAAGAGAAGGAAGCGGCCAAAUUCGCUGGUGAAAAUUUCAUCAGUUACACUGGCAGGUCGUUGAGCCCAAUGAGCACAAUAUUCGCAUGCAAUGCACGAUCCAAGGCGUUGCUUUCGAAGUAUGGAGGCAGUGAAUAUCUUGAAUCAACUCCAAAGGAAUUGCUUUUCGCUCAAACUGAGCAGUACGUGGAAUACAGCAGAAAAGGAAAAGUUCUGAAAGGUGCUGAACGUGCUCAUGUGAUGAGUCGAUAUGAAGAAGACGUAUAUCCGAUGAAUCACACAAGUAUCUUCGGUUCGUAUUGGAAGGAUGGCUCAUGGGGCUACAGAUGUUGUCAUUCAUUCGUCAAAAAUUCGUACUGCAUUGGAGAAGAGGGUCUCAAAACGGAGCGAGUACCGGAGCCAGCAUUGCCACCCAAGAAAAUUGAUGAACCACCAAGUGUCAAGGAGCAGGAAGUUCAUACUGAAGCAGCGAAGGAUGAGAAACCUGCUUCAAAUGAAUCAGCUUCAUCAAGCUCCGAAAGUUCCUCUUCGGAAUCGUCGAGCGAGUCUGAAGAUUCCGAAAAGGAGAGGGAAAUGGAGCGAGAACGAGAACGCCGAGUCGUCCGAAUCAAGUUCAAGCUCGAGUUCUGA